Molecule: messenger RNA, 1435 nt
Organism: Papaver somniferum (opium poppy)
Lineage: Eukaryota; Viridiplantae; Streptophyta; Magnoliopsida; Ranunculales; Papaveraceae
Product: clavaminate synthase-like protein At3g21360
Exons: 4
Coding region: 61-1074 (337 amino acids)
Molecular function (GO): oxidoreductase activity
Source: RefSeq, a predicted model, not a curated record
CCCACAAGUAUUUGCAGUGAAUCCUGCAAAGUGAAGGGUGUACUCUCAGUCCAGUAUCUAAUGAACCUAGACACAAAAACAAUGUCAAGUGAACAAGAAGAAGAAAAUUUCAGUUUCACUGAAAUCAAACUCCCAACGUACCAGAAACUCAUCAAUGGUAAUCACUUCCCAUCAAUCAUCACAUCAAAGAAAACAUUGAAUUUAUCUGAUUUCAUUAACACCAUCCAACAGCAAAAACCAUGGUUAGAAUCACUUGUACACAUGAAUGGAGCUCUUUUAUUAAGAGGGUUUCCUGUAUAUACAGCUUCUGAUUUUAAUCAAGUUGUUGAAGCUUUUGGGUAUGAUGAAUUACCUUAUGUUGGUGGUGCUGCUCCUAGAACUAAUAUUAUUGGGAGGGUUUUUACUGCUAAUGAGUCUCCCCCUGAUCAGAAAAUCCAUUUUCACCAUGAGAUGGCUCAGGUUCCUGAGUACCCAUCAAAACUGUUCUUUUAUUGUGAGGAAGAGCCUGGAGAUGGGGGAGAAACUCCAAUAGUUCUUAGCCAUGUUAUCUAUGAGAAGAUGAAAGUUAGAUUCCCGGAGUUUGUGGAGAAACUAGACAGGGAUGGUUUGAUAUAUACAAGGAUAUUGGGGUCUGAAGAUGAUCCUUCAUCACCUAUUGGACGCGGGUGGCAGUCUACGUUCUUAACUAAAGAUAAAAGAAUAGCCGAAGAAAGGGCUGCUCGAUUAGGUACGAAGUUGGAAUGGAUGGAGGAUGGUGUGAAAUCAGUCAUGGGACCAAUACCAGCUAUUAAAUAUGACAAAACAAGGGGCCGCAAGAUUUGGUUUAAUAGUAUGGUUGCUGCGUAUACAGGUUGGAAGGAUGGCCGCAAUGAUCCCGUGAAGGCAGUCACAUUUGGAGAUGGUACCCCUUUGCCAUCUGAUGUCAUACAUGAGUGUCUUAAACUCCUAGAGGAGGAAUGUGUUGCCAUUCCUUGGCAGAAGGGCGACGUUUUACUUGUUGAUAACUUGGCUGUUCUUCAUUCUCGAAGACAAUUCAAUCCUCCGCGCCGCAUACUAGCGUCACUCUGCAAGUAAUAUAGGUGCAUAUUCUCUUCCUUGUCUUAUUUUAAGUAUAGUUGUUCCGAUGGCAGAGUGUCUACAUGUUCCCUUUAGCUAUAUCAAGGAUCACUGUGCCAAGAGUACUUGAAACCCACCAACCUUAGCAGGAUGUUUUUCCUAGUUUACUCGUUCAGAAGUCUGCUUGAUAUCGACAUACUUGUUGUAUUAUUGUAAUAAUGGGGCUCUAUUUGCCCCAUAUGUAUUAUUGUAAUAAUGGCGUUUAGCAACUGAAAUAGGAUGUUGCUAAAUGGGGUUGUAACACGUUACAAAAGGGGGUGUAACAAAAUUUCGUAACGAACAUGUUGCCAUUACUAAUCUUGAGUCUCAACUGUUUUCU